AUGUCGUCACAUGCGCCGGUUUCGCAAUGGCCGAUGCCUGUCUCCCCAAUGGCUUUCGAUUUCCCGCCCCGGCGAUCAGUGUCUAUGCAAGAGUGGGGACAGACCUGUUCACAAGGAGGGUAUGCACAAGGAGGGCAGACACGAGGAAGCGGCCUUGGCGUUCAUGAUGGUAUCUGUACAGGAGAACAUCCCAUGGCACUGCCGCUCCCUGGAGAGCUGCAGGCCCAGCAAGAGCUACUCCUGAUGGGACAGGCACCAUCCGUGGGAAACGAAUUUCACGGACGACGCCGCUCGAUGGGUAGCUAG
Messenger RNA from Sporothrix schenckii 1099-18, 306 nucleotides. RefSeq lists its product as uncharacterized. The transcript has a single exon. The coding region runs from base 1 to 306 and encodes 101 amino acids. The record is from RefSeq and is a predicted model, not a curated record. Lineage: Eukaryota; Fungi; Ascomycota; Sordariomycetes; Ophiostomatales; Ophiostomataceae.